Epinephelus moara (kelp grouper) is the source of this 1585-nucleotide messenger RNA. RefSeq names its product ADP-ribosylserine hydrolase (gene adprs). Gene Ontology annotation, cellular component: mitochondrion; nucleus. Lineage: Eukaryota; Metazoa; Chordata; Actinopteri; Perciformes; Serranidae. The record is from RefSeq and is a predicted model, not a curated record. The transcript has 6 exons. Bases 378 to 1547 code for a protein of 389 amino acids.
AUCUGCAUUCAUACGCAGAUAUCUGCUCAUUCUCAGGCACCAGCAGUGACCUGUUUUCAUAACGUUGGUCGCAUUAAUUGUAUCCAUUACGGUAUUUAAUGCAUGACUUCGAAACAGAUUAACCAGAGCAGACUGUAGGCUGUCUUUCAGUGAAAGUCCACUCUAUGUAAAUGAAUUUCUAUGUGCGCUCAGCCGAACUUGUCAUCGGGGUCAAACAGCCGUCAAAACGUUUUCAGGAAGCAGCAGAGAGGGGGAGUCCACCAGACAAUUGUUGUUCUUGUCGCUUCCUGCGUAUCCUCUCCUUGUCUGACAGUCUGGUCAGCCGACCAGCGGAGCGUUUUCUCGGCGUAGGUUGAAGUCUCUUCACCGGCGGAUGAAUGGCAAUGACGGCAGCGAGAGCGGUGGCAGCGGGGGGCCCGGCGUCUUUGUCCCGGUUUAGGGGAGCGCUGGUCGCGGCUGUGCUGGGAGAUUGUGUCGGGGGAGAGUUUGAAGGAGCGGAGGAGGUUCCCAUGGAGAGUGUGCUGCAGCAUCUGAGCAGCCUGGACGACGAGACCAAAGGGAAUGGUAUUCUCGAGUACAGUGACGACACGGCAAUGGCGCGUUGUGUGGUCCAGUCUCUACUCACCCGAACCGGCUUUGACGAGCAGGACAUGGCUCGCAGGUUUGCCAAGGAGUACAGUACGUCCCCAGGUCGUGGUUAUGGUUCUGGAGUGAUCCAGGUGUUGAAGAAGCUGUCCUCCCCUCAGCUCAGUGAUGUGUUCCAGCCAGCCAGGGACCAGUUCAAUGGUCGAGGCUCCUUUGGGAACGGAGGAGCCAUGAGGGCGGCCCCCUUCGCACUGGCUUUUCCCGAUCCUGUUGAUGUUAAAAGGUUCGCCCGUCUGGGUGCCAUGCUGACCCACUCCUGCUCUCUGGGUUAUAAUGGGGCAGUGCUGCAGGCAUUAGCUGUGCACCUCUCCCUGCAAGGGGCGUUAGACCUGCCCCAGCAGUUUAUCAGCAGACUAAUUACAGAGAUGGAGGAAGUUGAGGGCGACGAGGCUGCACGCAAUGAUGCCAGAAUCCUAAAGGAAGCAGAGAAACCGUUCUGUGAGCGCCUCCACAGAGUGAGAGACCUGAUGGACAGGAGCAAGGUCAGCAUAGAGGAGGUCAUUUCUGAACUGGGUAAUGGCAUUGCGGCGCUCCACUCAGUCCCCACUGCCAUCUUCUGCGUCCUCCACUGCCUGCAGCCCAGAGAAUGUCUUCCAGAGAGCUACGGCGGCCUGGAGAGGACAAUAGCAUACAGCCUGGCCCUGGGAGGGGACACAGACACCAUAGCCUGCAUGGCAGGGGCCAUCGCUGGGGCCCACUAUGGCAUCGAGGCUAUUCCUCAGAUGUGGAUAAAGUGCUGCGAGGGUGCAGAGGAUGCAGACAUGAACGCAGAGCGGCUUCACAUGCUGUACCACCAGUCAUCACAGGGAGGCAGCAGUGGGACAGGGGAGCAGAGCAGCGAAGACGCAUCUGAAUGCCGGUCAAAUGCUUCUAACGGCACAGAGAAGAAAACUGGGGAUUAGCGAGUCUUCAACUGGAGUUUGGCGAAAGGACUCUUGAA